This is a messenger RNA of Cercopithifilaria johnstoni, 549 nucleotides long. The record is from the annotation of a GenBank genome assembly. NCBI's taxonomy places the organism in Eukaryota, Metazoa, Nematoda, Chromadorea, Rhabditida, Onchocercidae.
AUGACACGACGAACAAGUAAUCGGAUUCGGAAGAUGAAACGAACGUACAGUCCAUCCGCUGAUGAUAACAAUUCACUUAAUAUUCCAUCUACCUCGAGAAAAAUUCGAGAACCUUGCAGUAUUUCCCUGGACAACUCAAAAUCAUUAUCUAAUUUAAGCUCUAAAAGGGUUGUGAAUGAUGAGGAACAUGGUAGUAUAACACUAAAUCAUGACUCUUUUUGGAAUUUUGCUACUACAUUGAGUUAUCCGAUCUUGCGUGACAAAGUCGCUAAUGAUAAGGUGAUUACAUUAUUACUGAAAGAAGUUUCCAAAGCAAUUCGUCAAUUAAUUCUUGGAGCGAAACUUGUUAUGCAAAAAGCCGGACGACAAAAACUUUUGUUCGAUGAUUUAAACACAUUCAUCGAAAUGAAAGGUGGAAAGUUGCUCUUUGGUUUCACAGAAGAUAAUAAAUGGAAAAAGAUCGGUGAUGUAUUUGUGCCUGAUGAUGAAGUUAUUGACUUGAGGUUCUGCUCCCCAAGUGUUAAGUUGGAAACACUUAGCGGCAAGUAA